AUAACACGUGUUUACACUAUCCGUCAUUGCAAAUUCAAUAUGGCAGCAGUUUUGAUACCUAAGUGUUGAAUUUGAAAAUCUGAUUGCCGAAGUGAAAAGUGGUUAUGAAAAUUAUUAAAAUCAAACAAUUUUUCAUUAGAUAUCAAAGAGUUAGAAAUUAAUUUGAGAGUAUCUACAUAAUUUAUGUUUGUGCUCUUGUGAAGUGAUUUGUGCCGUUAGGAUUUUAAAUGUUAUUCGAAAAAUUAGCUCGUUUUGUUAAUCGAUGAUCAGCAAUAGAAUGGCAUCAGCGGCGACUCUAGUUCAGCCUUCUGGAGAGAUGUGGAAGAAAAUUCGAGUGGAACUGAAUGAAGACGUCAACACUCGAGACCGGGACCUCGCUGCGAUCAAGGACUGGCUUCGGAAGCAGCCACAUCUUCCUGACGAAUGGGAUGACGGUCGCAUCAUGACGUUCCUCCGGGGCUGCAGUUUUUCCUUGGAAAAAUGUAAAAGGAAAUUAGACAUGUACUUCACAAUGCGAGCGGCGUGUCCGGAGUUCUUCUCAAACAGGAAUGUGAAUAGACCAGAACUUGCUGAGCUUGUCACUAAAGUACAAGGAGCACCACUACCCGGUCUGACACCAAAUGGACGUCGUGUUACAAUAUGUCGAGGUCUUGACAAGAAUAUAGACGCAGAUCAGCUAAACAACAUAUUCAAGCUGGCACUGAUGAUGGGGGAUGUUAGGCUGAAGGAAGAACUGGAAGGAGUAGGAGGCGAUAUAUACAUUCUAGAUGCUUCAGUGGUGUCCCCAAGUCAUUUAGCCAAGUUAUCACCUUCCUCAAUAAAGAAGUUUUUGAUAUGCGUGCAGGAGGCGUAUCCAGUUAAACUGAAAGAGGUUCACGUAGUUAACACAUCGCCUGUUAUCGAGUCACUGAUAAACUUCAUCAAGCCUUUUCUUAAGGAUAAAAUUAAGAACAGAAUCUUCAUUCACUCUGACGUCAAUACGCUAAAAAAUCACGUGCCUGUAGACAUGCUUCCAGAAGACUUUGGCGGCAACGGUUGCUCCUUGGACGAAGUGAACAGUGCAUGGAUGAAGAAGUUAGAAGACUACACACAAUGGUUCAAAGAUCAAGAGUCGAUUAAAGCAAAUGAAGCUCUAAGACCUGGAAACCCUACAAAUUACGACGAGCUCUUUGGAAUUGAUGGCUCCUUUAGACAGCUGUCCAUAGAUUAAUAUAUCUUUUUAUGUUUAUUUAGCUAUAAGUUUUUAGAUACCUACGAUAGAUAGUACCUAUCACUUUCUAAAGCUAUCAUUCAUUUAAAUUGCAGGAGGUCCAAUUAUGACCUAAUUAAAGAAUCAAAUAAUAUUAUGAUUUAAUGAUUUUUGUAUUAAAACGUCGUAGUAUAUAAUUAUAAUCAGCACAUAGAUAGUACAGAGGCGCUUAAUACAAAUAACAUUUAAUGUUAAAUUUAAAGUUAAAUUUCCUUU
Maniola jurtina (meadow brown) is the source of this 1465-nucleotide messenger RNA. Its product is annotated as alpha-tocopherol transfer protein-like. Gene Ontology annotation, molecular function: phosphatidylinositol bisphosphate binding. The transcript is spliced from 8 exons. Lineage: Eukaryota; Metazoa; Arthropoda; Insecta; Lepidoptera; Nymphalidae. Bases 263 to 1210 code for a protein of 315 amino acids. Gene Ontology annotation, cellular component: membrane. The record is from RefSeq and is a predicted model, not a curated record.